UCCUGGAAUCCUUCAGUCAUCAUCAACUCUUCACGACCACAAUCUCUCUUCUUCUAACCCUUCAACCCCCACGGACUUCUCUCUUUUAUAUCUGCAUCCAAAAUUCAAAUUCAAGAUGUUGGAAACUUCAACACUUCCUCAGUGGCUAAUAGCCCUUUUGGGAGAGAAGUUCUUCAACGCCUGUAUAAUUCAUGAGGAUGCUAAGAAGAAUGAAAAGAACGUAUUUUGUUUGGAUUGUUGUGAAGGCAUCUGCCCGCAUUGCUUAAGCGUUCACGCCUCUCACCGCCUCUUACAGAUAAGAAGGUAUGUUUACCAUGAUGUGAUAAGACUGGAUGAUGCUGAGAAAUUGAUGGACUGUGGUCUUGUUCAAUCUUACAUCACAAACGGUGCAAAGGUGGUAUUCUUGAAUCAAAGGCCUCAAACAAGGCCCUCCAGAUUCUCUGGCAACACCUGCAUGAUCUGUGAUAAAGGCCUUCAAGAGCCUUACAUCUUCUGCUCUCUCUCUUGCAAGCUACAGUACAUACUAGGAACAGGGGGCAAGCUUUCGAAGUAUGUGUACGAAUGUGUGAAUAUAACUUUUCCUGAACCGGGUUUCGACGAUGGACAAAUGACCCCUGAAACGGUUCUUGAACCGGUCGCUUCAAUUAGGACGGAGUCUGGAUCGAGCGGUAGCGUUGGAAAUGGUGGAGGAGCUAGCUGCCGGACGCUUGCUUGUACUGCCACGACAGAAAUUGUGAGGAAGAAGAGGAGCACCAUUUCUGCUAGCUUUCGUCCGGUUUGUGGUCCGGUUUUGGAGAUAUCGAACCGGAGGAAGGGUACGCCCCAGCGGUCACCACUUUAUUGAUUUGUGUACGGAAUACUGACAAGGGGGGAGAGAGAGAGAGAGAGAGAGAGUUGAGGUGAAGGGGAUUGGGCGUAAUUUGGUAUUUUGUGUCCCUUUGGAGGGUAACUUAAAUAGAUUGAACAAUGGUCCUUCCCAUGUCCCAAUUUUGUAGAUAUCACCACCACCUCUCUCGUAUUAUAGAGGAUUGAGUUCAAUUGUCAUACUAGUUAUAGUUGUAGUAUCGAUAUUCAAAAGAAAAGAAAAAG
Coffea eugenioides is the source of this 1089-nucleotide messenger RNA. RefSeq lists its product as uncharacterized. The record is from RefSeq and is a predicted model, not a curated record. Lineage: Eukaryota; Viridiplantae; Streptophyta; Magnoliopsida; Gentianales; Rubiaceae. The coding region runs from base 116 to 844 and encodes 242 amino acids. Gene Ontology annotation, molecular function: zinc ion binding. The transcript is spliced from 5 exons.